AUGGCGGCGCAGUGCGACCCGCUGAGCGGCUACCUGCCGCAGCCGCUCUCCGACCCGGGCUCUAACAGCGAGCGGAGCGCCGACUCCCCGCUGCCCGGCUCCGAGGAGGACUCGGCCGGCCCGCGGCCCCUGCGCAGCCCCGAGUGGGGCGAGGAGCGAUUCCGGGUGGACAGGAAGAAACUGGAGGCCAUGCUGCAAGCUGCUGCUGAGGGCAAAGGCAAAAGUGGGGAAGAUUUUUUUCAGAAGAUUAUGGAAGAAACGAACACACAAAUUGCUUGGCCAUCCAAGCUGAAGAUUGGGGCAAAGUCCAAAAAAGAUCCCCAUAUUAAAGUCUCUGGAAAAAAAGAAAAUGUUAAAGAAGCUAAGGAGAAGAUCAUGUCUGUCUUGGACACAAAAAGUAAUCGAGUCACCCUGAAGAUGGACGUUUCACAUACAGAACAUUCUCAUGUGAUUGGCAAAGGUGGCAAUAACAUUAAAAAAGUGAUGGAAGAAACAGGAUGUCACAUCCAUUUUCCAGACUCAAAUAGGAAUAACCAAGCAGAAAAGAGCAACCAAGUGUCUAUUGCAGGACAGCCAGCUGGAGUGGAGUCUGCCAGAGUUAGAAUACGGGAGCUGCUUCCUUUGGUACUUAUGUUUGAAUUACCCAUAGCUGGAAUUCUCCAACCCAUCCCAGAUCCUAAUUCUCCUACGAUUCAGCAUAUAUCACAGACUUAUAACAUUUCAGUUUCCUUUAAACAACGUUCUCGAAUGUACGGUGCUACUGUCAUUGUUAGAGGGUCACAGAAUAAUACUAGUGCUGUGAAGGAAGGAACAGCCAUGCUUCUGGAACACCUGGCUGGUAGUCUGGCCUCUGCAAUCCCUGUGAGCACGCAGCUAGAUAUUGCAGCACAGCAUCAUCUCUUUAUGAUGGGUCGAAAUGGCAGUAACAUCAAACAUAUCAUGCAGAGAACUGGUGCUCAGAUCCACUUCCCUGACCCCAGUAACCCACAAAAGAAAUCCACUGUCUACCUCCAGGGCACUAUUGAGUCAGUCUGUCUUGCCAGACAAUAUCUCAUGGGUUGCCUUCCUCUUGUGCUGAUGUUUGAUAUGAAGGAAGAAAUUGAAAUAGAACCACAGAUUAUAACUCAACUAAUGGAACAAUUAGAUGUCUUCAUCAGCAUUAAACCAAAGCCAAAACAACCAAGCAAGUCUGUGAUUGUAAAAAGCGUCGAACGAAAUGCCUUAAAUAUGUAUGAGGCAAGGAAACGUCUCCUGGGACUUGAAAGUAAUGGAGUCACCAUAGCAGCAAAUCCAUCUACAAUCUCAUGCCCCGUUGGCCUCUCGUGUCCUGGUUUGGACAUCUUGCCCUCAGCGGGGUUAGGACUCACUGGACUUGGUCUCUUAGGUCCUACUGCCUUAUCUGUCAACACCUCUACUGCUCCAAACUCGCUCUUGAAUGCCCUUAAUAGUUCUGUUAGUCCUCUACAGAGCCCAAGUUCAGGCACGCCCAGCCCUACGUUAUGGGCAACAUCUCUUGCCAACACAAGUGCCACAGGUUUUUCUGCUAUACCACAUCUGAUGAUACCAUCUACUGCCCAAGCCGCUUUAACUAGUAUUCUGCUAUCUGGAGUGCCUAAUUAUAGUCAGAACACUCCAUCUCCCCCUCCUGGCUUGACUCCCGUUGACAUUCAUGUCAAUGGCAUGAAAUCCGAGAACAAAAAAGGUUCAACUUCUUUAAACGGUCAUGUAAAGACAUCAAAUAUCAAGUAUGCUGCACUAUCUGCCUCAUCACUAGGAGAAAAUGUGUUGAGCACAAACCACAGUGAUUCAUCAAGGCAGACAAAUAGUCAUAGCACGUCAGAACAAGUGACCACCAAGUCAAAUACAGCAGAAGGCUGCAAUGAUGCUUUUGUAGAAGUGGGCAUGCCAAGAAGUCCAUCACAUUCAGCAAAUGCCAGUGAUCUGAAUCAAAUGAUGAGUUCUUCCAAACAGUCCUGUACUAAGAGGCAAACAGUAGAAUUACUGCAAGGAACCAAAAACUCUCACUUACACACCACAGAGAGAUUGCUUUCUGAUACUGAGCUGAGUGCUUCUGAAAAUCACGUUGCUGAUAAAAAAGCUCCUGGUAGUGAACGAGCAGCAGAGAGGGCAGCAGCUGCCCAACAGAAUUCUGAAAGAGUGCGCCUUGCUCCACAGUCGUCGUAUGUAAAUAUGCAGGCAUUUGACUAUGAACAGAAGAAGCUAUUAGCAACCAAAGCUAUGUUAAAGAAGCCUGUUGUAACAGAAGUGAGAACUCCAACGAAUACAUGGAGUGGCCUAGGAUUCUCCAAAUCUAUGCCUGCAGAAACGAUCAAGGAACUAAGAAGAGCUAAUCAUGUAUCGUACAAGCCGUCUAUGACAACUACAUAUGAAGGUUCAUCGAUGUCUCUCUCACGGUCCAGCAGUCGGGAAUAUUUGGGAAGUGGUAGUGAAUCGGAUAACUGGAGAGAUCGGAAUGGUAUCGGUCCCUCAGCUCACAGUGAAUUUGUCUCGUCAAUUGGCAGCCCCAAGCGGAAACAAAACAAAUCAACUGAACAUUAUCUCAGCAGCAGUAAUUACAUGGAUUGCAUUUCCUCGCUGACAGGAAGCAAUGGCUGUAACCUGAACAGUUUGUUUAAGGGGUCUGAUCUGCCUGAGCUGUUCAGUAAACUCGGUUUGGGCAAAUACACUGAUGUAUUCCAACAACAAGAGAUUGACCUUCAGACCUUCCUUACUCUCACAGAUCAAGAUUUGAAAGAGCUAGGAAUUACUACUUUUGGUGCCAGACGGAAAAUGCUGCUUGCAAUCUCAGAACUGAAUAAAAACCGAAGAAAGCUAUUUGAUCCAUCAAAUGUACGUGCCUCAUUCCUGGAAGGUGGAGCUAGUGGAAGACUGCCACGUCAGUAUCACUCGGACAUUGCUAGUGUCAGUGGUCGCUGGUAG
Messenger RNA from Emys orbicularis (European pond turtle), 2940 nucleotides. It is a transcript of the gene BICC1, whose product is annotated as BicC family RNA binding protein 1. The coding region runs from base 1 to 2940 and encodes 979 amino acids. The record is from RefSeq and is a predicted model, not a curated record. Lineage: Eukaryota; Metazoa; Chordata; Testudines; Emydidae. Gene Ontology annotation, molecular function: protein binding; RNA binding. The transcript is spliced from 21 exons. Gene Ontology annotation, cellular component: cytoplasm.